Messenger RNA from Hippoglossus stenolepis (Pacific halibut), 1415 nucleotides. Its product is annotated as C-type lectin domain family 4 member M. The transcript has 6 exons. The record is from RefSeq and is a predicted model, not a curated record. NCBI's taxonomy places the organism in Eukaryota, Metazoa, Chordata, Actinopteri, Pleuronectiformes, Pleuronectidae. The coding region runs from base 415 to 1329 and encodes 304 amino acids.
CUCAAUCAGUAUUGCAUAUACAUGAUACUGAAAUUGCACAUAAAACAAUGAACUGAAAUAAGUUAUGAAUAUUUUCAAAUUUAGACAUGAAUUUGUUACAGGUUACAUUAGAUUUAUUGAUUUAUUUAUUUGCAUUAUAUAGUAGUACUUAUUACAUUUACAUAUAACAAAUAUGAAAUCUCUCUUUCAGACCACUACUUAGUUUUAUGGUUCAUCAGUGUCCAAACACACGCACACACACACGCACACAUGCACACACGCACACCCACCCACCCACACACACGCACACACGCACACAUGCAUACACGCACACCCACCCACCCACACACACACACAAAGUGUUGUAAUAUUGACAGAGUAGCUGCCUCACACAGAUAAAGGUUACCUGCUUCGGUGGUUCCUGAGUAAAAGACCAUGGCAUAUCCAGAGAUGAAUUCAAAUCAAGACGACAGCACAGGAAGAAAAUCAUCUCACCAUGACACGAGAAGUAAAGGAUCUGUGUCCACGGUCAGACUUGGAUCCAGAAGUGUUCCACUUUAUCCUCUGGUGAUCGUGUGUUUAGGAGUACUGAACACGGUUCUGCUGUUAACGGCUGUUGUUAUUGGGAUUUACUGUGGCAAAGUCGAUAAGGAAUCGGCACCAGAACAAAUGACAGCAUCCACACUCUUCAUAGAGGUGAAGCAACUUCAGUUCAUUCAGAGUGGAGCUGUCCAGGUUCAAAAGGAGACCGAGGAAGAACUAGAGAAAGCAUGCAGGAGCAUCGAGCACCUUCAGCAACAGAUAGAACAGAACAAGACCCUCGGUGAUGCCAUUCAGAGGCAGCUUGAGACACUACACGUGGAGCAGGCAACAAUAAAAUCCUCAUCCUCUGAUAUCAGGCUAAACUGCGGACGAUGCCCCUCGGGGUGGAUUAUGUUGAACGAAUCAUGCUACUUCCAUUCUAAAUCAGAGUCCAGUGCCUUAAAGAGCUGGGCCAACAGCAGAGAGGACUGUAUCCGGCGUGGGGGCGAUAUUGCUGUGAUUGAAGACUAUGCGGAGCAGGUAAAUCUCAAUGAGUACCUACCAAAACUUUUACCCUUUCGUGAAUGGUUGCGGGCGGGUCCGGGAAUUUGGAUUGGCUUUACUCUUCAAGCAGGGGACACUUGGAUGUGGGUGAAUAAUGUGACGCUGCUGGGUGAAGGGUUCUGGAUAGAUGGGGAGCCCAACCACGAAGGACAACAGAGUAAGAACUGUGGAGCAUUUAUGAACAUGGCCAACUUUGAGAGGACGUGGUUUGGAGCACAUUGCCUAGCCAACAAGGAAUGGUUAUGUAAAAUGGGACCAAGCUAGCUGUGGAGAUGAUCACCUUCACAGCAGAAUUAAUUGUUUGUAUGUUUGUUUAUGAACUCAUCAAUAAAUACAUUGAUCAUUGACAA